Molecule: messenger RNA, 1564 nt
Organism: Mixia osmundae IAM 14324
Lineage: Eukaryota; Fungi; Basidiomycota; Mixiomycetes; Mixiales; Mixiaceae
Exons: 2
Coding region: 121-1536 (471 amino acids)
Biological process (GO): positive regulation of proteasomal ubiquitin-dependent protein catabolic process; ubiquitin-dependent protein catabolic process; protein polyubiquitination
Cellular component (GO): ubiquitin ligase complex; cytoplasm
Molecular function (GO): ubiquitin conjugating enzyme binding; zinc ion binding; ubiquitin protein ligase activity
Source: RefSeq, a predicted model, not a curated record
CGAGCGAGGCCAGGCAGGCUAUGUCUGAGUGAGAACCGGUAGACUUUCGGCUGACAGGCGCCAGCAAGAGACGCGACGGGGGGCCAAAGUCAGCUUUGCCGGCGGUGGCGAGAGCUGCGCAUGCAAGAAGCGGCUACGUCUUGUAAGGAGGCUCAAGAUGACGAGCUGCUUGCACUCGAGGCGAUCCAUGAGCAUGGGGUGUCUGUCAGUAGACGCCAUGAUGGCCCGACCGAGGUAACGCUGUCGAUCGAGAUCCAGUUCGACGAGCCUAUAGAUAUCAAUCUCAAGGGCAAAGGCAAGGCCCAGGAUGUCGUCGUCAGGCUACAAUUCCUUUCUCCGCUUACUCUGGUCAUCGUCUUGCCGGCUGCUUAUCCUGACCAAUGCGCACCUAUCAUCAGCAACAUCGAUUCGCCUUGGUCACUCGGGCGCGAUCAAAGUGUAUGGCACGACAAGCUGAAGCACGACCUGAACGAGCUGUGGCAAGGCGAUGUCUGCCUUGAUCUGUUCAUGGACUACACCAGAGACCUCGUCAUGCAACCAAGCCAGCUUGAAGUAUGGGCAGACGAUCUCAACGAGCUGCACGCAAUCCUGGCGGCUCAUGACGCCAAGCGGCGCGCAGCUGUCUUCUCCGGCACAUCGUUCGCUUGCGGUAUAUGUCUCGAAGACAGGAAAGGCAAAGGCUGCGUUCAGUUGACAGGCUGCAGCCAUGUCUUUUGCUUUGAAUGCCUAGCCGGUUACUUCAGAGCGCUCAUCGCACAAGGCAUUGUCAGGACAGUGCAUUGUCCUGAUCCUGCCUGCGUCAGAGACCGUGCGAAAGCUCAGGCAGCCCGGCCAUCGCUCGAUGCUAUCCUGGCAGGCGCUGCAUUGCCCGCCGAAGCAGACUUGCCGGGCGAUCUCACGAGAUCAGAGCUCGUUCAGCUCGUGGGCGACUCGCUUCACGAACGAUAUGUCUGGUUGGUCAAGAAGCAGCAAUCGGAGAGCGAUCCCUCGACGACGUAUUGUCCUAUCGAAUCUUGUCAGGCAGCCGUGCCUGCAGACCCCAAUCAGCUUGAGAUCUACGAAAAGCUGCGCAUCUGUCCAACCUGCCAAUUCUCCUUUUGCGUCUUUUGCAGGAGGACGUGGCAUGGCACAAGUCAGACCUGCCUCAUGUCAAAGUCCAAUGCUAUCGUCCAGCAGUACCUGGACGGAGACGAUGCAGUUAAGGCGAGGCUCGAGCUCCAGUAUGGCGCCAGAAAUAUGCAGAGAUUGGUCAAGCUUCACGAAGAACAGCGUGCCAAUCAGGAGUAUCUCGACGCCACGACGACGGCCUGUCCAGAAUGCUCGAUACCUAUCGAAAAGAGCGAGGGAUGCUCGCACAUGCUGUGCAAUCGAUGUCGCACUCACUUUUGCUUCCGUUGUGGCUCAAAGCUGAGCGCCAGCGAUCCCUAUUUGCACUUCCAGAUGCCGGGGCCUUGCUUCCACAAGCUCUUUGACUUUCAGCCCAGCGCUGCGGAGGAAGAGGCCAUGGCCGCACAGUGGAUGAUCGACGAGAUGUAGUGCGAUGCAGUCCCGCCGUAGAUUUCAG